Venustampulla echinocandica is the source of this 1206-nucleotide messenger RNA. RefSeq names its product putative ERJ5 Endoplasmic Reticulum located J-protein. Bases 1 to 1206 code for a protein of 401 amino acids. The record is from RefSeq and is a predicted model, not a curated record. Gene Ontology annotation, cellular component: endomembrane system. The transcript has 3 exons. Lineage: Eukaryota; Fungi; Ascomycota; Leotiomycetes; Helotiales; Pleuroascaceae.
AUGAAGUUGUCCUUCCUUACUGCCGGCCUUCUGGCCUGCUCUAUUACCGCUGUGGCAGCAUGGAGCAAAGAAGACCAAGAGAUCUUCCGUCUGCGCGACGAGGUUGAAGCCUCCGAAGGCCCGGGUGUCACUUUCUACGACGUACUAAGCAUCACCCCUUCCGCCAACCAAGACGACAUCAACAAGGCCUACCGCAAGAAAUCCCGUCUUCUGCAUCCCGACAAGGUCAAGCAAAAGUUUAUUGCAGACAAAUCCACCGGCAAGAAGUCAAAGAGCAGCAAGCCAGGUGUGCAUGUCUCCAAGGGCCCGUCCAAAGCCGAGAUCAAGGCUGCGACCAAAGCUGCCAGCGAUCGAUUCGCGCGCUUGGGUAUAGUGACCAACAUCCUGCGAGGACCUGGCAGGGAGCGCUACGACCACUUCUUACACAAUGGAUUCCCGACUUGGAAAGGCACUGGCUACUACUAUGCGCGAUUCAGACCUGGUCUUGGUGCGGUGCUGGCCGGCUUGUUUGUCUUCGUGGGUGGUGGAGGGCAUUGGCUUGCGCUGUACAUGAGCUGGAAGAGACAGCAAGAGUUCGUCGGGAGAUAUAUUAAGUUUGCCAGGCAUGCUGCUUGGGGCGACAAUUUGGGCAUUCCAGGUGUGGAUGGAGGCUCCGGAACCUCAACUCCUGCAGCAACUGGUGCCGAAGAGUCGGAUCCGAUGAUGCAGCCCAUGAACAGACGCCAACGCAGAAUGCAGGAGAAGGAUACCAGAAAGGAUAAAUCCGAGAAGAAGCCGAAGGGUAUCAGAGCUGCCAAAGCAUCACCUGCAGCAACUCCCCCCGUCGGUGCUACUGGGCCUAGGAAGCGAGUUGUCGCCGAGAAUGGGAAGAUUCUGGUCGUCGACUCGGUUGGUAAUGUUUAUCUUGAGCAGGUUGAUGAGGAUGGCGAGACCCAUGAAUUCUUACUAGACCCCAAUGAGCUUUCCCAACCAACCCUGAAGGACACCGCCCUUUGGCGUAUCCCUAUCUGGGCCUAUCACCGAGUUGCUGGCCGUUAUAUCCAUGAAUCCCCCAAUGACGACGAGCUUCUAUCUGAAGGAGAGCGGGAAGAUACACCUCCAUCCAGCAGCUCCAGCACCGGCGACUUUGAAGUCCUGGAGAAGGUCAAGACUACGGCGCAGAAUGGGACAGGCAAGAGGAGCAAGAAGAGUGGCCGUGGACGGUAG